AUGAAAACCUUUUUUUGUAACCGAACCGUAGAUAAAGGGGAGAUGAAACGUCUUAUUAAAUGGGUUCUUUUGAAUUAUGGAACUGAAAAGACAACUCGUUUAAUUGAUAAAUUAAAAACAAUGGGAUUUCAUUAUGCCACGCAUGCUGGGAUUUCAUUAGGAAUUGAUGAUUUAUCUAUCCCACCGAUUAAAUCAGCCUUUUUACUUAAUGCUGAAAAUGAUAUUUAUGAAAAUGAUUUACGUCUAAAACGUGGUCAAAUUACCUCUGUGCAACGUCUUGAGAAAGCACUUGAUAUUUGGAAUACGACAAACGAUACUUUAAAAACUGAAGUGGUAAAAUAUUUCCGUUCAACAGAUAUCUUUAAUCCAGUUUAUAUGAUGGCUUUCUCAGGAGCUCGAGGUAAUAUUUCUCAGGUACGUCAAUUAGUUGGAAUGCGAGGCUUAAUGGCUGACCCACAAGGUCAGAUUUUAGAUUUUCCAAUUCGUCGAAAUUUUCGUGAGGGCCUUACAGUUACGGAGUAUAUGAUUUCUUGUUAUGGUGCACGUAAAGGUUUAGUAGAUACUGCUUUACGUACUGCAAGUUCAGGAUAUUUAACACGCCGAUUGGUUGAUGUAGCACAAAGUGUUAUUAUUCAACAAGUUGACUGCCAAACUACUCAAGGAUUACGAAUUGUACCGGAGUUAGAAAAGAUUGAAUCCCAAUUAAUUGGCCGCGUACUUUUUGAAGAUGUCGUAGAUUUGGAAACGGGUCGUAUGGUUGGUUAUAAAAACCAGGAUAUUUCUCCGGCUCUAGCUCUAAAACUUAUUAAACAACCUGCUUUAACAAUCCGAUCACCUUUAACGUGUAGAUUUCAUGCUGUUUGCCAACUUUGUUACGGGUGGAAUUUAGCACAACAAAAAUUAGUUCAAUUAGGUGAGGCUGUUGGAGUAUUAGCUGCUCAAUCCAUUGGUGAACCAGGUACCCAAUUAACAAUGCGUACUUUCCACACGGGUGGUGUAUUUGCGGGUGAAGCGACAGAAAAAGUUUAUUCACCACAUAAUGGAAUUGUUUUUUAUAGUAAACAAGCCCGUGGUCGUAAAAUUGUUUCCAAAUAUGGGGAAGUUGCAUUUUUAACUUUUGAGCCUCUUAAGGUGAAAAUUAAAAAUGAUAAUACAACCUCUGUAUUAGAAUUCCCAUCUUUUACAUUGUUAUAUAUUCCACCGGGACAAACAGUGGGUGAACACCAAAGUUUAGCUGAACUUUCACGAAUUGAAAACAAACAGAAUUUCCAACAAUUUGAGGUAGGGACUGAGAAUGUUCAGAAGGAAUUUAUGUCGAAUUGUUCAGGGCAAAUUUUCUUACCUCAACGACAAAAUGCUUUAAUUAAUGAAGACAAUGCCGGUACAACUACUUUUAAUUAUUCAGAAAUGUGGUUAUUAGCAGGUAAGAUUCUUGAUUCAAAAACGUUAGUUCCAGGAGAUCAGAUUAAGAAUGCUCUGUACCCAAUCCGUUCUAAAAUCAAUUGUGAACCGAGUCGACUUACUACCACGUUACCGCUUGGUUAUGUAUUUCCGAUUGAUUCGAAUCAAACGUCCCUUUCCAAGUUGCAGUCUACUGAUGCUGAAACUUUAAAGCAACUUCCAUUGUUACAAUUUUCUAAAUUGUCUGCUGAUAAUUUAAAAUUUGCCCGUAGCUAUGCUUUGGAACUUAAUAAAACAUUAUUUCAUUGUGACAGUUUGUCGAAAUAUAGAUUUAUUACUUCCGAUUUAGAACAUUUACCGUUUAAAUCAAAAAACUUAUUCUUUAAUCAAGAUACGCCAACGAAAAAAGUUCCAACGUUUAAAAUUAAGUUUUCUCGUUUUGGUAAGGCUGAUAAAUUUAAUGCAAAAGAGAAAUUUUUAUUAUUGCGCUCAGUAACUAAAUUAGUAUCUACUCAAACUAAUCCGUUAAAAACACAAUUUGCAAAUAACUUAUUUGUACAGAAUUCAAUUAAUAAGAAUAAAAAAACUUUUCUUGAAGUUGUAAAACCUCUUAAAACUUUCCAGAAAAAGACAAAUUUUUUCCCUUCGCCGACGCAUGAAAACAUUAAAAGUUUUAACCCGUCUUUACAAAACGGAAAUUUAAUGUCGGUUGACGCAGAUUAUGUUCGUCUGAACGUUCAAUACGGAAAAGGAUUCAGUUCACUUUUAAAUUGUGGCGAAGUUCGUGCAACAAAUUGCAUGAUGACAGAGAAAGAUCAAAUUGCUUUUAAAUCGCCUGUUUGUGAUUUAAAAAUGAAGGUAGGUGAUUAUGCCCGUGUAGAGGAUCAAUUAACAACAAGUACUCGUAUCCCACUGUCGGGACAAAUUAAUUUUAUUACUGCAGAAAAUGUACUUUUCCGUUCUGUACAACCGUAUUUAUUAGUUCCAGGUUCAAAUGUAGUAGUAAAACAUGGUAGUUUGGUACAAGAAAAUAGUGUUCUUGGUACAUUAAUGACGUCACAAUCUACUGCUGGUGAUAUUGUGCAAGGUUUACCGAAAGUUGAUGAGUUACUUGAAGCACGUGAGCCUCAACAUAAAGUUCUCACGAGUAUGCACGCUAAACUUUCUACUUUAUUUUCCCAAUACGGGAAAAUUUAUGGUUUACGUGAAGGGUGUGAAUUAAGUUUCCAGAAAAUCCGACAAUUUUUAGUACAAGAAGUUCAAGAUGUAUAUCAGUCGCAAGGUGUAUAUAUCGGUGACAAACACGUAGAAAUUAUUGUGCGUCAAAUGACAACGCAUGUUGUUGUUGUAGACGCUGGAAAAACAGGGUUGUUACCUGGUGAUAUCGUAGAUAUUCGCCGAAUUGAACAAUUGGAACAUACGGGAUUUUUUGCGGGGGUGAAAUAUCGUCCAAUGUUGUUAGGAAUUACACGUGCUGCAUUAAUGGCCGAGAGUUUUAUUUCAGCCGCUAGUUUCCAAGAAACAAAGCGUGUACUUUCAAAAGCUGCAUUAGAGGGGCAGAUUGACUGGUUGACUGGUUUAAAAGAAAACGUGAUUUUAGGUCGUUUAAUCCCAGCCGGAACAGGUUUAUAUUAA
Molecule: messenger RNA, 3036 nt
Organism: Ostreococcus tauri
Lineage: Eukaryota; Viridiplantae; Chlorophyta; Mamiellophyceae; Mamiellales; Bathycoccaceae
Source: the annotation of a RefSeq genome assembly